This is a messenger RNA of Dimorphilus gyrociliatus, 3946 nucleotides long. The record is from the annotation of a GenBank genome assembly. NCBI's taxonomy places the organism in Eukaryota, Metazoa, Annelida, Polychaeta, Dinophilidae.
GUAUUCCUACAUGAAUAUUUCGCGUUUGUAAUUGGAAGAGGAGAAUAAGGGGAUCGUUCAAGCAUUAUAUUAAUAACACUAAUGGAAAGGCUAGAGAACUUCAUUUUGCGGCUCAGCGAAAUGGGCUUUGACGUGAAUGACUCCCGCGAAGCUUGGCAGAAUGGUAUACUUACAGUUCAGGACGCUAUAGAUUGGAUACUCUCUGGCAAACCAAGACGAAUUCAACAGUCAGCUACUGCAACAUUAAAGCUAGGCCAGAAUAGUGGGAGUCUAAAUGAGGAAUGUAAUCCUUUUUCAGAGGCAGCUGCCAAGCCAGUCCCAAAUACAGAGACAUUUGAUAAUACUAAGAUGGACUCCGAAGAAGAGGCCUUGGAAAGUCGCAUGCAUUUAAAUGAUGAACAGAGAAAAAUCAAAGAACGCUUUGAAGAAAAACAACGCCUCGAAGCCCGUAAGAAGAUUGUUGAGGAAAAACGAAAUAAAAGAUUAGAAAGAGAAAGAAUUAAAAGACAGAUUGAUGAAGAUCGUCAAAGAAAGAAAGAAUUGGCUAAAAGUCCGCCUUCUACAUCCUCUGUACCACCUCCGCAGCCAUGCGUUCAAACCGAUACAAAUAAAUCAAAGUCGGCAACUUCUACUAUUCAGAUACGCUUUCCAGACAACACUGUCAAAAGGGAAACAUUUGACAAGGAUGCUAUAUUUCGCGAAGUUAUUAGAACUGUUGAAAGAUUGGGCUUUUCAUCUAGCGACCAUAGUCUAGUGCAGCCUUUUCCGAGGAAAGAAUUCGAAUCCAGUGAUCAAAGUAAAACCUUAAUUGAACUAGGUCUCUAUCCAAAUGGUUCUCUUGUUCUUACGAAAGUUUCACGAAAUGAAACGAAACAAGCUGUCGUAACUACAGUUCAGAGUAUGGAAACCGAACAGGAACAGCAUGAAGAACAAGGUCAGGUGCCAGAAUUCGAAAAUUAUCCUGCUAAUGAUGAACAAGCGAAUAAUGAUGAGAUGUUGGACGAUAUAGUCAAUCCUGGAGUUAAUAUUGGUCAUUUUGUUCAGUAUAACUGGGGGGAGGGUCACGUUUUAAAUUCAGGUGGUCAAAUUUCGAACCCUGAGCAAACUGCUUUGCAAAGAGCAGCCAUUGCUGCUGAAAGUCGCUCGACUAUACAUCCCCCACCGAGCUGUUUAGCCCGUCCAAAGAAGUUAUUUUAUCAGCCAAUAAGCUAUCAAAAAUUGUUAAUAAGGACAAUUUGCAAGAGAUUGGUGGAAAAUUAUGCUUCUGUAUAUUCUUUACAGAAUCUUCCUCCAGCUUUGGCCUCGAGUCUUAUCGAAGAAUUAAAAUCAAAAAACUUACUUAGAGCUAAAAUACUGCAGAAAUUCGUUCCUUGUCGGUUAACAGAAUUGAAUUUGGAAUGCUACGCUUAUUUGACCAACGAAUUAUUGCAGUCGUUAAAAUAUCACGUCCACCUGGAAAUAUUGAACCUUAAUUCAGGAGCUUAUAUGACUGAUGUGGGGUUACAAGUCCUUUCAUAUUUGAAACAUCUGCGUUCGUUAAGCAUUGCUAACAAUAAACAAAUUACUGACGGCUUCGUUCCAACUCUAAAAAAUUUUACCCAAUUAGAAAGCUUGAAUGUUGAGGGUACAUCCAUCUCUGAUGUUGGUGUGGAACAAAUGGCGGGAUUUGGUUUACGAGCUCUGAGGGAAUUGAAUAUGGCCCGCACGAACGUCACUGAAGAAUGUCUUCAAUUGGUUGCUACAGGUUUAACUGCGGUUACAUCUCUUAACGUUGAAGGCACUAAGGUGAAUGCGUUGUGGGGUACAGCGGAAAUGGCGGAACGUUUAGAAGAUUUAAAUAUAUCGAAUUGCGCCGUUAGUACGGAUUCUCUUCAGCAUCUGAAGCAAUGCGGACAUUUGAUUUCAUUGAAUUUGCGGGGGACCAACAUCAAAACAGAAGUGGGCCUUAACCAUUUGAAAGGCAAGUAAACAAUAAAAGUUUCGGGGCGUGAGAUUCUUCUCUGGAAUAGAAUAUAUUUAGGUUCAAUUUUCAGAUCUACCUCGACUGGAACGAUUAGAGUUACCAAACAGAUUAGCUCUUACUUCGCACUCUUUACAAACACUGACGGGUCUACCUUUGAAGGAAUUGGACUUAACAAAUUGCAAUCAUCUAGAUGAUUCUGCAAUGGUAUACAUUGCUGAAAUGACUUCUCUACGGAUAUUGCGGCUUAGCAAUGUAAAAGUGACGACAGCCGGAUUAUCAUUGAUCAAAGGUUUAAAGAAGCUCAGGGAGUUGGACUUGAACCGAACUCUAAUCGACGACGAAUCGGCGAAGGUUAUCGGAGGUUAGUUCUUGUUUAUUUUCAAAUUGCGGUUGGGAAAAUAUUUGGACCGUGAUAAAUCCGUUGACUGAUGACGUCUGAUUCGACUGCCGAGUGACGGCAUGGUAUUCCUGGAAAAAAAACGAGUAUAAUAUGAGCGGCUCUCAUAGAAUAAAUAAAAGAGAAAAAAUUAAGAGGAAUGUCGACAAUUGUAUCGGUAUCAGUCUUUGUCGAACCCGCCCACUAGCGCAAAAGUGAAUUAAAGUGGGCGAGGAAGGAACAGUUACAUAGUCUUUGAUGGAUCGCCAUUCGGCCGUAUAAUGAAGAGGCUAUAAUGCGACUGGACAGAAGCUUCUUUUCAUUCCUCUCUUUUCUAUCUCCUCCCACUUGCACUCAUUCUGUGACUAUCACCAUAUGAUACAUCUAACUGGUCAUUUGAUUGAUAGUCUUGUACAGAUAUUAUCCCGUUGAACAUCGUGUUUUUUCUUGAGUGCUUUUAUUUUUAUGUUUUCGUUUUAUUAGUUUUGCAUUAAUCGUUCGACUUCCAUUCGUUCCGCCACAGAAUUGCCAGAUCUCACGCAGCUGAACGUUUCAUCGACCGCAAUUACGGACAAAUUCCUGGACAGUUGUAGCAUCAACAACUGCUAUGGACUAACGAAGCUUAACAUGAGCAAAACUUUUAUUACUAAAGAUGGACUAUCCAAGCUUGCUCUACCUUAUUUAAAGCACCUAAAAGUGGAUGGUGAACAGAACGGCGUCGAAGUACGUUUGCAGCAAUGUCCUAAUUUACAGGGCGUUAUUGUGAUAAAUGCGAAAACGGACGACGAAGUGGAUGAUUAAUUAUACGGUCGACUCUAGACCCCCCCUUCUUUACUCUCUCGUCGUUCCAGCUCUCUCUCUCUCUCUCUCUCUCCUCACUCUGUUUCUCCUCUUCUCUUCCUGUUACCUACAUAAUAUUUCAACAACUUUCUAGUUGCUUGUUUUACUUUUUUUUUUAAUUCAUUGGAAUUUUGUUCGUUUUCUUUUAAAUAUUGACGCCUGCGUUCUCUUCGUAGUGGACGAGUAAAACAGGUGUUUCGUAUCGGCUUUUUUUUCGUUCUAAAGCCGCUUUAAAAAUCAACGGACUGUGAUUGAUAGACGAGAGGGGUUUUAAGAAGAGUAUUUAAAGACCUUUUGAAGAGAAUUUCGACCGACAGUUGUGUAAUUUCAAUGGUAUUAUCAUAAAAAUCCUAUACGAAUGUUAUCCUCGAGGAUUUGCGUCGCGCGAAUAAAAUGGUAUUUUAUGUGAAAUUGCUUUUUCUCUCUCUUUUUCUGUUUUAUUCUUGUACUUUUCAUGAAAUAUUUACGGGACGGCAAACUAAUGCAAACAUUUGAGUAAAGUUACACGCAGAGUUUCGUUUAUAUGUUUAGCAGCGGUUUUUUGAUGUAAGGAGAAUGUAGCUUUCCAGAUCAAUCAUUUCCUACAGUUUUUUCCCAAUCCCGUAGGAAUAGACGCUCAAAGCGCGUCACGUUCUGUUCAAUAAUCGUUUUCUUUAUCUAAGAUAUUCGUAAUCCUAUAUCGUAUAAGGAUCCUACGUAUAAUUUACAUUGCAUAAAUAUACUUUACUUGGAUAUUGGAUAAAACAACUUGUUAUUAAUUUCAUAAA